Molecule: messenger RNA, 2141 nt
Organism: Oryzias melastigma (Indian medaka)
Lineage: Eukaryota; Metazoa; Chordata; Actinopteri; Beloniformes; Adrianichthyidae
Gene: btc
Product: betacellulin, epidermal growth factor family member
Exons: 5
Coding region: 691-1254 (187 amino acids)
Biological process (GO): positive regulation of cell population proliferation; epidermal growth factor receptor signaling pathway; positive regulation of mitotic nuclear division
Source: RefSeq, a predicted model, not a curated record
UUCACCCAACAAGUGACUUAUAAAAAUAAAUAAAUAAAUAAAUAAACUUCCUUUUAUUUUUAAUUGAACUUUGGCCCAAACUCUGCUGGAAUCGGUCCAGACGUCAAACAGCGUGUUGCAACAGUCUGCUUCUCAUUUUGUCUGUUAAUCUGCAGGAGUAAAUUCGCUCUGUUAUCCAGCUGAGCUUCACAAGACAAAACCAGACUGUAUCAAUAGAGUCUAAAGCACCUGGCUGAUAAACUGGUUGCUCCACCUAUCAUUCUUAAGAGAGUGAACGUCACAUAUAAAAGGCACCUUUGUCUUUUUUUUCUUUUUCUUUUUCUUUUUUUUUUUUAAAGGUGAAAUGACCCAAAUACUUUGAAAGGAAACGUCUUCUCUUUGGCCGUGUGGGCGGGAGUUGGAUUUCAGGACCAACCCCUCCCUUUUGGAGCCUCACUAGCUGCAGUCCAGCGCAGUCAGUCUGUGGAUCGCAUGUGUAUACUUUGGUUUAAGCCUCUAGCUUCUCUGGCAGACUAUGAGUGUAGACGCCAUCAAUGAAGAACCGACACACAACUGGGAAACUUUCACUGCUUGUCAACACUUUUCUCAAAGGUCACUGACCUCUGGAAAGCAAUUAAUCCGGUUUGACUCCUAUUUGUCAAUGACGGGACCUUUUCAUGAAUUGGAGGAGCGUUUGUACCAAGUAAUGAGAUGGCCGAGGUGUACAAACUCUACAUGGGAAUAAUAACAGCUUUGGCCCUAUGCAAAUAUUCCUUGGCAGAAUGGAAUUCCACCGAUGGGUCGACCAAUCAAACGGUGUCUCCCUGUCAUCUCCAUGGCGACCGGGACAACUGCACAGGUAAAGAGGAUACAGGAGACUGGACCGGACACUUCUCCAGAUGCCCUGAGGAGUUGACUUUUUACUGUGUUCAUGGAGAAUGUCGUUACAUAGAGGAGCAGAAGGCGCCUUCCUGCAGGUGUCAGGGUGGUUUCUCCGGAUCCAGGUGUGAAUAUGUGGACCUGGACACGCACACAGGAGAAAGGAGACGACGACUCAUAAUAGGCUGCACCAUCGCAGUGCUCGCGUUCCUCAUAGUUCUCAUUCUGAGCAUCUGCAUUUGUUCAAAUCGCAGAUUCAGAUUGUGGUGGCGGAGUAGGAGGAGGAGGAGAAGGGGAGAAGAGCCAAAGAAGGAGACGGAAAAGCUCAAAAUGAUGGAAGCGAGUGCAGCGAGUGCAGCGGACUCCACGGAGACGACGCACAUCAACUCUGUGUGACAACUCCGUGGGAGUUCAUUGGUGUAAAGUGGCGCUGCAGCUAGCAGGUAGUUACAGGACGUCCUUGGAUGACCCAAAUGGAGGAACACUUGGAGAUUUCUAGCUGCUUUCCUCCUAAAUCUUCAAAACUGCCUCAGAAAAAAAAAGAAAGGACUUAUGAUAAAUUAGGGAGUCUGCAGAAAUGCUGCAGAGCAACAGAUGCACUCACUAAGCACUGGCGGCCUCAUGGCACCAAAAAAGUUGUUGCUAUGUUGGAAAACGCCGAGGCACCAGCUGGCAGCUCGUGAUAGCACAGUCUGCUUGUUGUGUGGGAGACACAUUUACUCUGUAAAGCAAAGGAACUGUUUGGAAACGCGACACUCCAUCUUUACUCACGGGAAAGGAUUUUUAUGAAUCAGCAUCUGUGUAAUCUUCUGUUCUCACUUUAGUGCCAUUUCAUAGUGUUACAGUUCCUGCACCAACAAAUCAGCUGCUUCAUUUUUUCUUCCAAGGACAAGUUACAAAUGCUUCACCAGCAAUGCAAAAACGUUCAACCCUAAUGUUUAAAGCGAACUGCAGGGUUGUCAGAGGACAAGAAGAACUUGUGCUGGAGGCUUGUUUGGUCUGUAUAUUUGGAGCUGCCGAGUCCGAACAGCUGAGUCUGUGUGUGGGGGCUGAAAGCGCCCCACUGUGUGAGAGUUUUCCAAAUGCAGAGACCUGAAGUCAGUUCAGUCUGCUCCUGCUGUUUGUGUCACUCAUUGCAAUAAAACUCUUCGUUUAAACGAUUUCAUCUACUUUGUCCAUUAGAUUUGCUUAAUUUCAAUAGAAUAAAAGAAAUAACUUAUAAGAGAGAUAAAGUUGGAAAAAAAGUAAAACUUUUUAAACUUUCUUUCUGUAUUUUAAGCACU